AUGUCAUCCGACUAUGGAUCGGACAUCGACUCCGACGUCGCAGAUGUCGUCGAUAAGAUUCACCAAGCUGCUUCAACGCCGCCGCCCUCGGCUUCAUCAUCAGAUACCAAACCGUAUCGCUUGACGUUUGGCAAACAUGAGGGCAAGACGCUUGCGGAGAUACCAACGUCUUAUGUUACGUGGUUGAUUAGGAACCCCAUAUCGAGUCGGCCGAUGGAAUUGAUAUAUGCGUUAGAAGAGUGGCAGGAGGAGAAGAAGAAUGGGAGGAAGGCGGCAUCGCAAUCGCAAGCAUCGCAGGUGUCGAUGUCGCAGACGCAGGCGUCGCAGAUGUCAAUGUCGUCGCAAUCGCAAGCUACAUCUUCGAAGAUGCCGCUCUCUCCACCGUCGUCUCAAGCCUACCAGGCCCCUCCUCCAUCGUCACAGCCUGCGGUCACGAGCACGCAUAUCUCCAAAUAUACCUCUCCUCCGUCACCAUCUCGUUCGCCGUCACCACCGCCUAGCACACAGUACCCACUUCCUUCGUCACAGCCCACGGCACAUCAAGGCUCGCCCGAUGGCCCCCUAUACAUACUCCCUUUUGGCGAUUACAAAGGCAAGACUCUACUCGAGGUACCAGAGGAUUACCUCUACUAUCUUGGUGCGAGCGAAGACAAAUUGGCUACUUUGCCUGGUUUGGCUGACGCACUCGGCUUGAUGCAGAAGGGUCUACCACCAGUCGUUACGGAACCCAUGGCGCCGAGUCAGGCUUCAUCGCAGACUUUACCACCGCCAUCAUCUGCCCCCUUCUCGUAUAUGGACUCUGCACCGCCUGCAUCCAGUCAAGUUUCUGUGGCCAGUCAGCAGGCCCCGCUACCACCUUCGACUGCGCCUAGCCAUUAUUCCCUCUGCAAAGACGACAUGCCGAAUAGGUCGCAACCUCCUGCACCUCAGCUCUCUGCCUCGCAACCUCCACCCCUUCGCGAACCAUACCGCUUCGACUUUGGCAAGUACACCGGGAAAACCAUCGCCGAAGUCCCUCCCUCCUACAUGGCCUACCUCGACAAAGAAGGUGUCAUCAAGCAACGUCCCGACCUUGCCGCUGGAGUCGAUGAGUACGAACGCCACCACCCACCCAUUGGGACGCCGCACAAGGGAGAAUACAGAUUCACGUUCGGCAAGCAUGUAGGAAAAACAUUGGCGGAAGUGCCCUCUCAGUACAUCUGGUGGCUCAAGAACAACACCACUAUUUCCACGGACAAACCUGAGAACGCGACUUUGGAACUUUUUGAGGCGCCCAUCGAGUCCACCGAUUACAUUGCUUUCUCUCACGUGUGGGGCGACUGGGCCUGGCGUUCAAUCGAGGGCAUACCGUACGAGGUGAAAGCAUCGCAAGAGAAAGCACAGUUCAUCGCAAACGAUCUUCCCGCUUUGGUGGGCGAUGGUGCCUUUUGGAUGGACACGUUGACUGUCGAUCAACGAAACCCAGUUGAAGUCUCAGAGAUUGUGGAUGUCAUUCCCGAUAUCUUCAGGAUGGCCAGAAAGACGAUUGCAGUCAAAGAGUGCGACGGAUUAACCGACCCCAGACUAGAAUUCGAGGAAGACGAUUGUUUAGUGGACAUCAGUAGCCUAGACGAGACUGAGCCAGAGGCCAGCAUGGAUGAGGCUGGUGAAUACGUACCACUCUUUGCGCAAGCUAGGAGAAUCCUUGUCCGUAUGUGGUUCGCAUAUGAGGGGCAAAGCCGCCCUGGAGCCCAGCAAGAAGAGUGGGCAGACUUCAAGCGGUCUAUGCAAGAUCUCUGGUCAACACCACUACUACAUACCGUACUCCUCCUAGCUGGUAUGAUCAACUGUCGCAUCCCAUUAUCCGCCGCAGCAUGGGUCAACAAGCUCUUCAUCCCCGUCUACAUUCGCCACAACGAAGAUCUUCUUUCCGUCGGUCUUUUGGCAAAGCACGCACGUCAGCCUAAACAACAGCGAAAACACCCUUUUCACCUACUAUGCGUUGGCCAACACCUGCCUUCGCCCCACCAGAAGGCUUUUGGACAAGACUUGUUUCUCGUGGACCCAUCAACCAAGGUACCGGUUGGCUUGGCCCCCGAUAUGUUCCAUGAAAGAUACUCGGAUGAGGCAUCCGUAAAAGUCGCAAUUUCUUUGUAUAAUCGCUAUUUUACGGAAUUAGGAGAGAACAAAGUAGACAUCGGCCCCCGUCUGCUCUCUGAUGAGCCGUCUGUUCCUAGAGAGGCUUGUGUCGCGAAGCCCCAGUAG
This is a messenger RNA of Alternaria incomplexa, 2244 nucleotides long. RefSeq lists its product as uncharacterized. NCBI's taxonomy places the organism in Eukaryota, Fungi, Ascomycota, Dothideomycetes, Pleosporales, Pleosporaceae. The transcript has 4 exons. Bases 1 to 2244 code for a protein of 747 amino acids. The record is from RefSeq and is a predicted model, not a curated record.